Molecule: messenger RNA, 1254 nt
Organism: Coregonus clupeaformis (lake whitefish)
Lineage: Eukaryota; Metazoa; Chordata; Actinopteri; Salmoniformes; Salmonidae
Exons: 5
Coding region: 1-879 (292 amino acids)
Biological process (GO): T cell activation; interleukin-15-mediated signaling pathway; positive regulation of ERK1 and ERK2 cascade
Cellular component (GO): external side of plasma membrane; membrane raft
Molecular function (GO): protein tyrosine kinase binding; MHC class II protein binding
Source: RefSeq, a predicted model, not a curated record
AUGGCUGAUGUCCAUCAUUCAUUUUUGGGACUGCUUGUGACAGUUUUGUACCUGCUAACAGGUGUCAGUGGAAACACUCUUUUUCUGUACUCCAUUGUUGGAGGUAAUGUCAGUCUGCCGUGUAACAAUGUGAUUUAUCCAAACUGCUCCUCAACUAUAUGGAACUAUGGAUCUAUUGAAGAAGUCCGUCUUGGGAGGGUGAAAAAGGAAGAACUGAACAACAGAGCAGACAGACUGAGUUUAGGGUCUGACUGUUCUCUACAUGUUAUUGAUGUCAGAGCUGAGGAUGCUGGAGUCUACAUCUGUCAACAGUUCCUUACAGAGGGUGGACCACAAUAUGGAGGUGAUGCUCCUGUUCAUCUGUCUGUUCUAACUAUGUCCUCGUCCUCACCAGUCACAGAUAUAAAACCUGAUAGACCAGUAACAUUAAGGUGCUCUCUGCACACCCACAAUGGACCUGGCAGAUGUGCCCCAGGCAUGAACCAAGAUGUUAGUCUGAGCUGGCAGGGGGUGGAUGAGGCAGAUACUGGGCUGAUUGAGGCAGGUACUAAUGUGCAGGGAGACUCAAGAUACAAGGUCACACAGCUGUCUCACUGUGACAUCACUCUGAAUAUGACACUCCAGAGGGAGGACAACAACAGGAAGUGGAGGUGUCAGCUGACUGGAAAAGUGGAAAUCUUCCUGGAUUUCAUCUUUAAGUUCUCAGGUACCAGUAAUGCUGUUAAGUUGCCCAUCAGUCGCAUCAUGCUCUUUGUGACUCUGACCGUCAUGGCUGCCAUAGUCACUAUUCACACAACAAGGAGGAACCUCCCACCCAAGGCUCUGCACCCACAAGCAGAAGAAGCCUCUGGUAUUGAGCUUCAGGUCCUGGAGGAAUGACCCCUUGUUCCUCACUCUUCUUCCUGUGCUGGACUAAGACUUUCAAACUGUCUGUAGCUUUAUUGAUUUAGUAACUGAGGAUAUUAUACAUGUUUUCUAAAGCUGAUGUUCAUCUAUGAUAGAGUAGAGUGUGUUGGAAGAUGUAUUAAUAGUUGUAUUCUAAUAUUUUUGUAUCUUUAGUAUCUAUUUUACACGUCUUUUUGUUUAUUUAUGUUUAUUGCAUGCAGUAGGGGUGCAGACAUCAAUUAAGCAAAGCAUGGCUGAUGUGUGAAUGAUACGUUUGUUUUUUAUUUUCUGUCCAUUGUGAAUGAAGUCAGCAUAGAGAAAUUCUAAUUUACUUUAUCAAUAUUUUUUUUCCCUAAUCCAAUUUUUUAA